AUGGUAGAGCAACCCGCAAACGUGGAUGCCGCCUUGAAUACCCCAGUUGUGGUUGAUUCAAACGAUGAUGGAACAGUCGCCCAGGAACUGGAAUUACAGCAUAUGAGGAGUACAUUGGAAGAGGCGAUUGUGGAAACGCGCAGUACGCCUCUCGAAAAUCCACCGCGACUUCCCCGCAUAGCCCUAAGCAAGCGGAAUCGGGCUGUCGUGAGGGCUCUGAACCCAAUGCUGGUGACCUAUUUCGAAGCCAGCCGGGUAACCUUUAAAACCUCGGACCUUUGCGAUACGUUCCUCAAUUCUUUUUGGCGCCGCGCUAGCAGUCUGCCGUAUCAUAGGCGCCAAGGUUUCCACGGCUGGACGCGCUACUGGCCAUAG
Parnassius apollo (apollo) is the source of this 375-nucleotide messenger RNA. The record is from the annotation of a GenBank genome assembly. NCBI's taxonomy places the organism in Eukaryota, Metazoa, Arthropoda, Insecta, Lepidoptera, Papilionidae.